Camelina sativa (false flax) is the source of this 516-nucleotide messenger RNA. RefSeq lists its product as uncharacterized. Gene Ontology annotation, molecular function: cysteine-type endopeptidase inhibitor activity. NCBI's taxonomy places the organism in Eukaryota, Viridiplantae, Streptophyta, Magnoliopsida, Brassicales, Brassicaceae. The record is from RefSeq and is a predicted model, not a curated record.
AUGGUGCAUCCUGUAUAUUUGCUAUACAGGGAAGAUGAGUUUUCUCGGAAAAUCUAUUAUCCUUCUAUAAGACGCUGUGCGGAUGAAGACAAGGUCUUGGCGGAGGAAGAGUAUCGCAUCUUAAGGGAACAAGUCCAUGAGUCCGAGGGGUUUGACAUAGAUUUCACCAAGUUCCGCUGCGCUUUCAAUUACCUACCUGUUGCUCUCGAUGGAGACGACGAGUUUGGUGGACCAGGAACCAACAGAGAGUUUAUGGACAGGCUGUCUUUGGGUUCCCUAGAGAGAUUCAAUGAAACUAAUAGUACAAAAUAUGAAUUUGACAAGGUUAUCAAAGUCAAUCAUCACUUAUCUGCUGGCAUGAUGUUUUACAUUACCUUUCAAGCUAAGCUGCCCUCCGAUGAUGUCUCUAAAGAGUUCCAAGCCAGGCUCUGCUAUUGCAGUGGUACCCCUGAUUAUAUCUUAUGCCAACUCAAACCUGAGAAAAGAGUUCACUCCACUGAGGCUGCAUAUAAUUAA